AGCAGACGACUGUGAGAUUAUUGUCUUUGUUGAUGUUUUGGUGUGAAUCAUUUCCUUUGAAUUCUAUACCCUUUGUCCUAUCGAGUUUUGUCCCCAACUUUAUCAUUUCCUUUAGUUUCAAAAUCCGUUGAUGCUUAUUUAAGCUGCCCAGGGAAAACCUAGGUCUGUUGUGAUCAUUGCGAUGCAUCACAUGACAUUGAUGCAAGAAGGCCCGAUUAAUACUCUUGCCCUCAAUCGAGACUGCAAUAAAGUUGUCGUUACCGGCAGAAAUGUUUUCAAGGUUUGUGAAAUCAAAGACACAGGUUUUGUUGAAAGAGACAAUAUCCGAACAGGAAAGAAUUCCAAUCUAAAUUUUUCUUGCAAUGAUGCCUCUUGGAAUCCAGUUGAUGAGCAAUGGCUGGCCACUGCUGCCACUAAUGGAGCUGUUGUCUUAUGGAACAUUCAGAAAUCUAUUAAGCUCAAACAGGAAACAGUUUAUAAUGAUCAUAAAAGGACAGUUAACAAGGUGACUUUUCAUGGCUCAGAACAGAACAUGUUACUUUCAGGAAGUCAGGAUGGGACUAUGAAGUAUUUUGAUAUCAGAAUGAAAGCUGCAGUCAUGACAUUUGUCAGCAACGCAGAGAGUGUACGAGAUGUGCAGUUUAAUCCAUACCAGUGUUUUAGUUUCGCCGCUGUUUCAGAGAACGGCACCGUUCAGUUGUGGGAUCUCCGGCGCCAAGACCGAUCUGAGAAACAGUUUACAGCACACAGUGGACCCGUUUUCGCUUGCGAUUGGCAUCCUGAAAACAAAUCGUGGCUCGCCACAGCCGGUAGAGACAAAGCCGUCAAGGUUUGGGAUUUGGGUUACCGACCAGUGUUGGAAUACACGGUAACAACAAUGGCUUCAGUGGGCCGUAUUAAAUGGCGCCCUCAAAGGAUGCAUCAUAUCGCCAGCUGUGCACUUGUUAUCGACAGUGUGAUCCACGUGUGGGACGUUCGUCGGCCUUAUAUCCCGCACGCUUCUUUUAACGAUCAUAAAGACAUCACAACUGGUAUUGCUUGGAGAGGUUCUCCGGACGUUCUACUUUCAACUAGCAAAGACUCUUAUCUCAUCCAACACGUUAUUGCUGAUGCUGAAAGGCCAAUGGAAAAGGCCAAUCCCAUUUGUGUCACUUAUAAUUCUAAAGGAAGUUUGACAUUGGCAGCAGUUGAUAAGAACUCCAAAAAGAGUAAAAUUCUGACACUACCCAGAAAAUCUAAGUCUGAGUCUGAAGACUAUCCGGCCGUCCGGUGCUCUAUUUACGUUUUUGAGAACGAGAAACCCACACCUGCGCAAGUGUUUCGGGAUUGCGCACGACAUUACUGGCUGCAGACAACGACGGGAAAAUCUUUGGGUGAAAUUUGUGAUCAUAAUGCAGUCGUGGCAUCAAACGCUGGUCGGAUUCAAAUCGCCACGAUAUGGCGAGUUGUCAAACUUCUGUUUGGUUUUUCCGGUUUGGAAUUGACUUCAACUUCCGCGGUGGCGUCAGUCGGUUCCAAUCGACCGACAACCGUCAGCAGAGAAGAAUCAGAGCCAGGUGAUUCCGGUAUCAAAGACGCUUCAACUCGACCCAGCACUAGACACCAGUCCGGAAAUGUCUCAUUUCCCAAUCAGCAGGCAACACAACAGUCUGAAACUUUGGUAAAUGGAAGUGGAUCUAAUAACAGUAAUAGCGCCCCAACGUCCAACAGUAACGAACGCGGAGUAUCGGACACUUCUGGAGGUGUCAGCGAAGAAGCCGAAUCCGAGGUGGAAGACAUUGAUUCUCAGGUCAUGCUGUCUCAUAUUGCGAGCGGUUCUCACUUUAAUACGAGCGAUUUUUUCUUCGGGGAUGCCGAAGCCGAUGUGUUAAAUGACUUUAAUGGAACUUCAGACUCUGUGCAAGGCAGGAAAAUUAGUGGAGAUACUGACCAGCAGCAGCAGCAACAACAGCAACAGUCGAAUCAGAUGGAUUGGAUUUUACCUAGUGAAGCCUUUCAGCUUCGUCACGAAAUCAAAGAUCGGUCUCCACCUCCGGAACACUUUCCCAGUCGCUGCUUUGCUGGAACUCGUAUUGAAGCUCAGAUGGUAGAGGUAGAAGACACGACGUCGGCUCUUUUGUGUUUACCGGGAUCGUCCAGUAGUCUCGGCACGACCUGCUGGAGUGGCGUCUCUAACGCUGUAGAGAUGGUUUAUCACAUGGCCGAAGACGGUGAUGUCCAAACAGCCGUUUCGCUAAUUUUAGUUUUAGGAGAUCGAAUUCGUCACAUGUUAAAUGAGUCAGCCGUAGAGCAUUGGAUUCUCGCUUACAUUGACUCCCUUAGCAGAUGUCGGUUAUGGAAUACUGCGGCCCUGGUAGUCAAAUUGUCGCAGUGCGAAAGUGUCCAGUUGAGAUUCGACGUAUACCCGACCCAUUGCAAUUUAUGCAGUCGGGCCUUGCAGCGUCGUGGUUGGCUAUGUGAUUCGUGCAAGACCAUCACCAAUACUUGUUCGCUGUGCCAUUUGGUCGUUCGAGGCCUCUACGUUUGGUGUCGAGGUUGCUCUCAUGGAGGCCAUUUACUUCACAUACGCGAAUGGUUCUCCCGGAAUAGCGCCUGUCCCACUGGUUGUGGUCAUGUCUGUGAGUUUGACUGAAAUUUUUACAACGACAAUGUUCAUACAUAACAAUGAUAUAAAAUUUGAUAAUAAUGUCCAGAUUCUGGUUUCGGUAAAUAAAGAUAUGUACCGUUGAACCUUA
Messenger RNA from Daphnia pulicaria, 2735 nucleotides. RefSeq names its product GATOR complex protein WDR24-like (gene Wdr24). Gene Ontology annotation, molecular function: protein binding. Lineage: Eukaryota; Metazoa; Arthropoda; Branchiopoda; Diplostraca; Daphniidae. Bases 182 to 2632 code for a protein of 816 amino acids. The transcript is spliced from 11 exons. The record is from RefSeq and is a predicted model, not a curated record. Gene Ontology annotation, biological process: positive regulation of TOR signaling.